Penicillium psychrosexuale is the source of this 504-nucleotide messenger RNA. RefSeq lists its product as uncharacterized. Bases 1 to 504 code for a protein of 167 amino acids. Gene Ontology annotation, cellular component: mitochondrion. The record is from RefSeq and is a predicted model, not a curated record. The transcript is spliced from 2 exons. Lineage: Eukaryota; Fungi; Ascomycota; Eurotiomycetes; Eurotiales; Aspergillaceae.
AUGACUAAGCAUCUAAAUCGAAGUGUGUUUUCUGGUCUUCUUUUCUCACGCGUUGUCACCUCUAGAAUGACAUUGCUCGCACGUCCUGUCUCGACAAUCUGGAAAAUGCCUGAGCCUUAUGAUUUGUUCGAGUACACGUCUGGGCGAUGGAUCUAUAAUGAUAGGUUGAGAUAUCGCGAGAGGAGACGUGUUUUCAACGUCUCUGGAUUGAAGCGCCUUGCUGCCCUAGCGAUACAGCAGAAUGGGGACGAUGUCAUUGGUUUUGAGAAGCUUGCCGAAGGAGGCUUUAACCGAAGUUUUCUGAUCACCAUGCGAGACGGCUUCCGAUUUGUCGCACGAAUUCUAUACCCAGUUACCGAGCCUAAAUCUCUCGUGGUCGUAAGCGAAGUUGUAAUGAUGGAUUUCCUACGCGCUCACGGUAUCCCAGUUCCGAAGGUCUUUGGCUACUCUGCCGAUGUAGAUAAUUCCGCAGGUACAGAAUAUAUCUUUAUGGAACUUGUCUAA